AUGACUUCACCCAAAUUCUUCGUCAAUUGGACCACCUUUAAAAAGUCAUGGGAGGAUGUAACCGUAGCUCACUGGCUCAAAUACCCCAACCCCUUCUCCAAACAUGUUCUCUCAGAGGAUGUAGUAGAGCGCCGCAUUGAAGACGGUAAACUGUACACAGUAAGGUUUAUAGUGAAGAAGCAACGUAUCCCUACAUCUUUUAUGUGGAUGGUCCCUGCAAAACACAAGGCCUGUUAUGUUAAGGAAACUUCUGUGAUAGAUCCAGUGAACCAGGAGUGCACGAUAACAACAGAGAACUUGAACUGCAGGUUUAUCAGUCUGGUUAUAGAGACCCUCAAGUACAAGAGUGUUAGAAUGUGUGAGACUCUCAUGGAGAGACGAACUCGCAUAUCCGCCAAAAUAGAGAGCAUACAAAAUUACACGUUCGACAGAUACCAGAAGAACAUCGCCAACACUGAUAAAGGCAUGAUGUGUGUUCUGGGGUUACUGGACGAGUGUAAACGACAGGGUCUCACCGGUCAAUGUACUAUAUAA
This is a messenger RNA of Bolinopsis microptera, 534 nucleotides long. RefSeq names its product PRELI domain-containing protein 1, mitochondrial-like. The transcript has 4 exons. The record is from RefSeq and is a predicted model, not a curated record. Bases 1 to 534 code for a protein of 177 amino acids. Gene Ontology annotation, cellular component: mitochondrial intermembrane space. Gene Ontology annotation, molecular function: phosphatidic acid transfer activity. Gene Ontology annotation, biological process: phospholipid transport. Lineage: Eukaryota; Metazoa; Ctenophora; Tentaculata; Lobata; Bolinopsidae.